Gadus macrocephalus (Pacific cod) is the source of this 1884-nucleotide messenger RNA. RefSeq names its product odorant receptor 131-2-like. The record is from RefSeq and is a predicted model, not a curated record. The coding region runs from base 43 to 987 and encodes 314 amino acids. NCBI's taxonomy places the organism in Eukaryota, Metazoa, Chordata, Actinopteri, Gadiformes, Gadidae. The transcript is spliced from 2 exons. Gene Ontology annotation, molecular function: G protein-coupled receptor activity. Gene Ontology annotation, biological process: G protein-coupled receptor signaling pathway. Gene Ontology annotation, cellular component: membrane.
GAAUAUAUUUGAAGGUAUCAAUGUUUUGUAUGGUUGAAUUUGAUGACAUCGUUCGUUCUAGGGAUGAAUCAGACCUCUUCAAACAUCACGCUGGGGGCCUCACAGAGGGACUCCUUCUCCAAAGCUGUGACCAAGAACGUCAUUGUGGUGGCUCUGGGAGUCACUGUCAUUUACCUCAAUGCCAGCCUGAUCCACACCUUCCACAAACAGCAGAUCUUCAACACCAAUCCCCGCUACAUCCUCUUCAUCCACAUGGUCAUCAAUGACACUGUCCAGUUGACCCUCACCAUCCUCCUCUUCCUUAUCGGCUACACCCUCUACCACAUCAACGUCUGCCUGUGCAGCUUCAUCAUCCUGCUGGCACUGUUCACCACUGAAAACACACCGCUCAACCUCUCCUGCAUGGCCCUAGAGUGCUACGUGGCAGUGUGUCGCCCGCUGCACCACGCCCGCAUCUGCACCGUGCGGAGGACAUACCUCUUCAUCGGUCUGAUCUGGGCCACCAGUAUGCUCUCCAUCCUCCCGGACCUGUUUGUCUCCCUGGCUACCGAGCCCGUGGCGUUCUUUAGCACAGAUGUCUUCUGUCUUAGGGAGAUAGUGUUCCGCAACCCUCACAUCAUCCUCAAGAGGGACGCCUGGUACGUGUUGCUGCUGGUCGUCAUUUGGCUGACCCUGCUCUACACGUACUUCCGCAUCCUGUUCACCGCCCGAGCCGCCAGCGCGGACGCAAAGAAGGCCCGAAACACCAUCCUGCUCCACGGCUUCCAGCUGCUGCUGUGCAUGUUGAUAUACGUGGACCCGUUGCUGAAAACGCUUCUGAACUACUGGUUCCCCAAUAGUUUGACGGACUCAUUGUUCGCGUGCUACAUCAUCAUCAACAUUUUGCCACGGUCCAUCAGCCCCAUGGUGUACGGCCUGCGAGACAAGACCUUCAGGAUGUACCUGAAGAAACACCUCUUGUGCAGAUUGACAUUGGUGACGGUGUAAUCUAAACCCUUAUAAACUAUCUACUGCGUAAACUGUGGUGGUAUUCCGGACCCUCAAGGCGCCCGGGGCCUGUGUGCACUACCCACUAGACGCAUGUUGGGGGUUUCAAAUUCAAUCGUUAUGAUUGAAAAAUGUUCAAUGGUUUUAUCCUUUUGUCAUGAAAUCAGUUAGGUAGUGGAUGAAAGUGAUAAACUCUGCUAACCAGAGAGACAUUAAACCCAAGCUUGGUAGCACUGGUUGGUUUUAUUUACCUCAGUAAUAAAUUUUUUCGAAAUGCAUUGAAAAAAUGCAUUUUAUUGAAAUAAAUGUAAUUUUCUUUCAAUUUAAUCUUUCUAUGACUGAAAAUAUAUGUGUUUCAGAGUGCUAAUCCCAGCGAAUUUUUUUACCAAUACUAAGUGCUAAAUAAGGAGCAUCUUUCCAGGAGAUGUUUCUGUUGCUUACAGCAAAAGGCCUCCACUAACUAAGCUAAUUAUCUCCACAGCAGUCUCCCAGCAGAGAGAGAGAGAGAGAGAGAGAGAGAGAGAGAGAGAGAGAGAGAGAGAGAGAGAGAGAGAGAGAGAGAGAGAGAGAGAGAGAAUUUACAAGCAUCAUGUUCAUCGGGCUACAUGUACACCUACACAUGCGUUCUCUUACGAGCUACACAUGUUUAUGUUCUCAUACAAGCUACCUGGGAGCAUAUUGACUUUUAAUCAUGAAGCUUGUUGAGGACCCAGGUUGCCCCUUGUGUUCCACCUCCUGGACUCAGUCUGAGGAUCACUGGAAAGGUCAUGUAGUCCCUCGUCCCCCAUCAAGGGAACUUGCUCUGGAUGAUGUAAUGAAAAUAAUAAUUAUAAUAAUCAAUAUUGUCAUAAUUAACAUUAUUUUAACAGCCCUUUUGUUUCCAAACUCUGCAGGCAA